Moneuplotes crassus is the source of this 411-nucleotide messenger RNA. The record is from the annotation of a GenBank genome assembly. Lineage: Eukaryota; Ciliophora; Spirotrichea; Euplotida; Euplotidae.
UUCAAAUAUUAACGAUAUAAUAAAAAUAUAAUUUCUGAGUGAAACUCACUUGUGAAAUUAGCCAUCCCAUUACUAAUUCUUGACCCUCUUGCAAGCAUACUUAACUCACAACAAACCAAGAUCUUGAAAAAUUACCAAAAAGCAAAAAUGAAACAAUAUUUGAUAAAUGGGUCAAUACAACUUCUCAAGAUUGCUUUGUCCAAAGAUCCAUUACUAAUAAUGAUAAAGUGGAAAAAGACAAUGUUUGUAUCGUAUGCUUUGAAGUAUACUAAACCAAAGAUAAAACUUUGACUCUUCCUUGCAAUCAUUAUUUCCAUUAUUCUUGCUUGAAAGAGUGGUUUACAAAGAAGCCUGAGUGUCCGAAAUGUAGGAAAGAGUUUGAAUAAAAGAGUUUCAAUACCUUAUAAUUAA